This is a messenger RNA of Cutaneotrichosporon oleaginosum, 2049 nucleotides long. RefSeq lists its product as uncharacterized. Lineage: Eukaryota; Fungi; Basidiomycota; Tremellomycetes; Trichosporonales; Trichosporonaceae. The record is from RefSeq and is a predicted model, not a curated record.
AUCGUGCCUUACGUCCACAUCUACUUCCGGGACGGUAUUUCCGGUGGACACAUUACUGCGGCGUUCGGCGUUGUUGCGAACUCGUCAACAAGCGUGUGGACGCAGAGGCUGAUGAGGCUGGCGAGAUAUGCCAAGCACAGAAGCGGAAUUUAGCUCUCGUCGGCGCCGGCAGCUUGUUCGUCAGUAGACUGCUGCUGCCCACCGUCCACUUGAAGCGCGGCUCAGUCGCUUGGAGUAUCGCUGCACUUCGACUCACGGCUAAGCCCCACCCGCCGCCUCCUCUUCCCCCCCGCAUGCACUCCGUCCUCUGUCCACGGAUGUUCCUCGGUGGGGCUCAUCGGGCUCCGGAUGGGGCGCCGGUUCAUCCCGCACUGACUACUAACUCCGUUAACAUAAAAGCGCCACGACCAGUCUCCUCAACGCCAUCAGCAACAUGCGCCUCCCUCUCAACACCCUCCUCCUUGCCCGUGCCGCCCCGGUCAGCGGGCAAGUGAACGACACGACGCUGACCCUUCCCGCUUCGGAGCCACCCUACUCGCAGCCGCUGGACCCCCAGCUCGGCUCCUUCUCGAUCGAGAUGGACCACUGGCGGGACUGGGCGGGCCCGACCGUCGGCGCACCCAACGCCUUUGUGAACACGGCACUCGGCCAGCUCUCCUCGCGCACCGGCAAGCCCGUGUAUCUCCGCGUGGGCGCGAACAGCGAGGACCGCGCGACGCUGGACCUGGAUGUGGCGGUCAUGGACGCGGAGUUCCCGCCGCCGACGCCCGCCGUGCCGGCGCCUGAGGCCUCGGCGAUCCGCAUCGGGCGUGACUUCUACGCACUCAGCGCCAAUCUGCCUCCCGGAACGGACCUGCACUGGGGCGUGAACCUCAAGGCUUUGAACCAGGACGAGACGCGCGCGCAGCUCGCCCACCUCGCGGAAACCUUUGAGCGACCUGAGCUCGCUCACGUCCACCUGCGCGCCGUCGAGCUCGGCAACGAGGCCGACUUCUACGCCGGCCGCCACGGCGCCGGGAUCUACAAGGAGGGAUGGGAGGACUGGGAUGCGGCGAACUACACCGCGACGUGGGUGCGGAGCGCGCGCGACGCCCUCCCCCUCUUCGACUGGGAGACGACGACGCUCAGCCCGGGCUCGUUCGCCAACCUCCUCACGCUCUCCGGCAUGAAGUGGCCCGCGGCUGCCUGCUACCAGGCCGGCAUGCUUGCCGACCCCGAGAUUCGCGCCGCCACGCGCCAAUUCUCAAUGCACACGUACUCCGGCGCUUUCGAAGAGGGCAUGCCCGUCCACAUCGGCAGCCUGAUGAGCAAGCAAAAUGUGCGCGGUAACCUUACCGUCAAGACGGCAGACGUUGCCGCCACUCAUGCUGAGGGCCUCGAGUACACGCUCAGCGAGGGCAACUCGUACGGCCACCACGGCAUUCCGGGACUCAGCAACGGCGGCGAGCAGACCAUUUGGGGCGUCGACCACCUCCUCCAGAUCGCGAGCCUUGGCAUCAAGCGCAUGCACUUUCACAAUGGCCGCGGGUUCACGUACAACGUUCUUCAACCGGUCGCGCUCGAAGGUACUGGUGUUGAUGAUGGCACGGGGCUGCAGGGCGCCCAUGUCUCGGCGCUCUACCACGCGCUCCUCAUCGUUGCGGAGGCCACGGGGAAGGGCGAGGCCAAGGUUGUUGAAAUUCCGACGAGCAUCGACUCCCUUGCUGCUUACGGCGUGUAUGAGGAUGGCAAGCUUGUGCGCCUCGUCAUCAUCAACUCGGACAUAUACGUCGAGGGUAUGGGCGAGCGUUCCGGCACCCGCGUCAAGAUUGAUGGCGUUCGUGGCAAGGCCCGCCGCUUCCACACCCCCUUCACCAACGCAACCAAGGGCUUUACUUGGGCUGGACAGAGUUUCGAGACGCCCACGAGUGAACCCACGGGUGAUGUUGUUGAGGAGCCCGUCGACGGGUCAGUGGAGCUCGAGGCCACAUCUGUAGUCCUCAUUGCCCUCGAGUAAUUCGUAGAAAAGUCGAGAAGGAGUAGAAUAUCUAGAAUCCAGAGAAUAUGCAG